AAAAUGAGUCGACGGCCUCAGUUAACAAAAACUGAACAACUUCGUCAGGCCAGAACUGCAUCACUUGUAAGAGAUAUCGAACUAAGAGAAGAUGCAGCAUCCAGACACCAAAGAGACGCAUUCAAAGUACGCAGGCGGAUGGUUAGACCUGAGCCAAAAAAAGUAGACUUCAGUAAACCAGGAAUGACUAAAGCAAUGCUAGCUAGAGUAAAACAUGCUCAGAAAUUUAAAGAAGAAUAUGAACGCAAGCAAGAAUCAGUUACAUCAGUUCGAACACCUAAAAGAACACCUGCACCAAUAGGAGGUGAUGCCAGGAUGGGCAGGGAAAGAACACCAGGUAGAAAGACUCAGCGUAUAACACCAGCUACAACUCCUCGAAGAGGAGUCUCACCACCUAGAAGAGAAUUUGAAACUGUAGCCAGUCGUUUACCUUCUCCCAUAAAAACUCCAAAGACACCAAGAUUACCUGCAAAAGCUCUACCUAGAAAAACUACUGAAUUAGCUAAAAUGAUGAAUGCUGAUAUAAUUCAGGCUGAUCCAAUUGGUGAAGGAAUAAUUAGUAAUAUUGUGAUACCUCCUGGAAUAGUGAGCGAAGAUCGUACUACCAUUGUUAAUAUAUCACAACCACCUGUGGAUCCUGAAUCAAAAAUAGUAUCACAAGUGGCUAAUCGUUCGAUUCAAGUGAUCAGUGAAACUCUUGAUGAGCAAGAUGCUGCUGAAUCUGCAGCGGUACAAAAUAGACUAACAGAAUUACAACAAGCUAGAAGAGAUUUUGUUAUUGCAGUUGCAAAUGUUGGUGGAAAUGCUCUUCAUCUUGAAGAUGAAAGUCGUCCCACCACUGUUCUUGAUUCUACUCGUAUAUCCCCUGUACUUCAACCCACUCCACAAAAAAGGAUUAUACGAGUCCCUGAGUUAGAGGACCUUGAAUAUACUAUCGAUCACCCAGAUGUUAUUGCUGCGCGUGAAUAUAUGCAAAAAUUUAAAGCUGACAUGGAAGCAAGAGAAGCAGCUAAAAGAAUGGAAGAAGAAUUUGAAAGAAUGGCAGCAGCAGAACAUAUGUCAGAUGAAUUAGAUUUAGAUAUUCCUUUUGAAGAAGAAAUUUACCAAGAGAGAGAUAUCUCUUGGGAAGAAGAUGAAGGUGGCAUGGCUAUGCCUCGUCCAUCUAGAAUAAAAGCUCAAAUUUCUCCUAUUCCUAAACAACAAAGACCUUAUCAAUAUGAACCCUUUGAGCCAGAACAAUUAGAAAAAUUCUUUGAUGUUCAAACUUAUCCACCUUGCCCACAAUGUGGGCCACCACCAGGUAGGGAACACUUACAUCCUGACUUGUGGGAAUUGGAAGACCCAUGGUACAAAAGACCUCCAGAACCUGAUAUGCCAGACUUAAUAGAGUUUGAAGAAUCUGACCUAAUACGUUUCUAAAGUUUACCAUAUACAAUUUUUUAUAACAAUUUGUUGUAAAAUAUUGAUAUCUAAUAUAAUGUAUAACUACUACACACAUGUAAAUAAUAAUAAUAGUGAUAAUUAUUUUUUAAUAAU
Messenger RNA from Bombus impatiens (common eastern bumble bee), 1536 nucleotides. RefSeq lists its product as uncharacterized. The record is from RefSeq and is a predicted model, not a curated record. Lineage: Eukaryota; Metazoa; Arthropoda; Insecta; Hymenoptera; Apidae. The coding region runs from base 4 to 1419 and encodes 471 amino acids. The transcript is spliced from 4 exons.